UUGCUGAACGACAUCUGCAAUCCCCAUCACAGUGACAUGGCAUCCAGAUUUUCGGCGGCCCGCCCAAAACGGGCCGGUGAGGCUUUUGCACGAGCUCGCCACGGCGAAGACCGUGAUGACGAGGGACCCACCUCGAAGAAGGUGAAGUUCGAUAUCCGCAACCCAUCCGCUCUUGCGCCAAGCGCCCAGGACGAAGACGACGAGAACGACAAUGUCCUUGACGCAGACGUCAUCGGCGCGUCCGGAAGAGCAACGAAGCGCGGCGCCGUAAAUCUCGAGGGCUACGAGUCCGAUUCCGAAAAUGAGUACCUCAAUGCGAGGGCGGAAGCAAGGGGCAAGAAGGACAAGGAGGCCGAGGAUGUCGACCUAGCCGAGGUGAUGGACAACUACAGUUCCAAGGCUAGUCCCGGAGGAGGCGGUGUUGAGGACGAUGAAGUGGACAUGUUUGGCGGUUCUGACGCCGGCGAAAACACGCUUGCCGACAGCAGCAAAGGAGGAAAGAAGAAGGACAAGCAGGUGCGCUUUCUCGCCGAUACCGAGAUCGAAGGUCAAGAAGACACCAGCAAGAGCGGCGGUACUGUGCGAAUAGAUGGCAGGGAGGAUAGUGACGACGAGGAUGACGAGGAUGACGAUGAAGAAGCGAUUGCUGCCGCCAUCGCGGAAGAGGGCGUAGAUGAGGAAGUUGGCGCAGGCGGCCUUAAAAAACACGCGCCAAAGAUCGACGCCUUCAACAUGAAAGCGGAGCAGGAAGAGGGUGCCUUUGACGAGGCAGGUAACUACAUCCGGAAAGCCGCCGACGCCGACGCCGUGCACGAUCGCUGGCUCGAAGGAAUCAGCAAGAAGGAGAUGAAGAAGGCGGCGGCAGCGCACGAGAAGCGCGAGGCUGAGCUGCGGAAGCUGCAGCGCGAGAACGACAGCAUAUUGACUGGCGAUCUGUUCAAGGAGCUCAUCGCAAGGCUGGAGCCGGGCGAGACGGCGCUGGAUGCUCUGGCGAGGCUUAGGAAGAGCCAGACAACAAAACCCAAGGCCAAGAAGGUUCCCAAGUGGAAGCAGAGAAAGUCAAAAGCCAAUGGGGAUGGAGGCGGGGAUGCAAUGGACGUCGAUGCCGAUAAGGAGACCGAGGACCCAAAACAGGCCAAGAUCAGGGAGGUCAUCAACGCGAUUGCUGAUUCUGCAGACAAGUUGAUGCAGAGGGAUUUUGCGAACAUCUACGACACAGAAAGAGAACGACUAAUAAGAGAGUAUCGGAACGAGACCGGGGAAGCCUGGGUGGAACCACCUGAACCGGGCGGUGACGAGGAGGGAGGCGGCGCCGGGGAGACGAAAAUGUGGGAAUUCCGUUGGACGGACGGACGCGACAAUGCUGCCAAGCAGGGGCCGUUUGACGGGCCAACAAUGAAGGCAUGGCAAGAUGCCGGCUACUUUGGGGAGGGCGUAGAGUUUCGGCGAGCAGGGGAAGAUGGGGAAUGGACCCGGGUUGCUACGUUCUUGUAAGACAAUGAGACGGCCUCCAGCUACGUAACAACACCAAAUCGGCGCAAAAUCGCCAACGACCACAACUCUUCCCACAUCUAUGAAUAUCCAUUACCGUACUUGUACAAGA
Molecule: messenger RNA, 1603 nt
Organism: Parathielavia appendiculata
Lineage: Eukaryota; Fungi; Ascomycota; Sordariomycetes; Sordariales; Chaetomiaceae
Exons: 1
Coding region: 37-1494 (485 amino acids)
Cellular component (GO): U5 snRNP
Molecular function (GO): protein binding
Source: RefSeq, a predicted model, not a curated record